Messenger RNA from Macroventuria anomochaeta, 1150 nucleotides. Its product is annotated as RmlC-like cupin. NCBI's taxonomy places the organism in Eukaryota, Fungi, Ascomycota, Dothideomycetes, Pleosporales, Didymellaceae. The record is from RefSeq and is a predicted model, not a curated record. The transcript has a single exon. The coding region runs from base 291 to 893 and encodes 200 amino acids.
CCGAGGUCCUUACCCCCGCAUUCACCCCACUGGAAGCUACUAAACGCCUGACAUAGAUCCACAUCAAAAGCACGCAACAAUCUCGAGAACUGCUGUCAUCGAUAGAUAUAUGCUUGCUGUUCCGGAAGCGGAGCAAACGUACCGAAUAUUCAAAUCGAAGCUUUGACAUUGGACAGCUAUCCCAACGCGUAUCAAGCACAAGUGCUCUUCAACGUACACGACACCACGAAGUCUCGAGCACGUCGGCACACUCACACGCCCCUGAACUACACUCUUGGACCUCAACCAGCAUGGCCUCCUUGAGCGGAUCCACAUCCGUCCCACCAACUUCAGAACAUCCUCCUCCGGCCACAGAAUCCUACGACGACAGUCAUGACCACUCCCACAACCAUGAUCACGACCACCCACCACCCGCCCCAGAAGACGCCUGGAAAACAAGCGGCGUCCGCGUAAUCCCCGCAGACAGUCUCGAACCAGUCGGCGGCCAACACAUGACACCAGGCAUGGACCGCUCCGCCGCGAUAAACUUCGCGCGCGUGGGCGCUCAAAAGCUCUGGGCCGGAACAGUGCACAUCCACGCAGGCGCAAAAACGGGCGCGCACCACCACGGCCACCUCGAGUCCGUGAUCUACGUCUUAAAAGGACGGGCGCGCAUGCGGUGGGGCGAAUCACUAGAGUACACGGCGGAAGCAGGACCCGGAGAUUUCAUUUUUGUGCCGCCCUAUGUCCCGCAUCAGGAGAUCAAUGCGUCUGAUGAAGAGAAGUUGGAGUGUGUGCUCAUGAGGAGUGAUAGUGAGGCUGUGGCGAUUAAUUUGCCGGAAUUGGAACCGGUCGAGGUGCCGGAGAGUGUAAAGUGGAUUGAUCCUACGCAUCCGGAUGGGGCGGGGGCGUAGGAAGAUGGUUAUUGUAUGUUGGACGGUGAGAGGUGGGGGAGUGGGGAGGAUGGGAGGUGGAUAGGUCUGACGGUUAAGGAGUAUGGUUGGAUGGACGCAGUGGAGAGGAAUAAACUUGGUGCUAGACAGUCGAUUAGGAUGAAGGCAGUCGAACGUCAAGGCACUUAUAAAUAUUCCGUAUCAUUUUGUCUUCGCCCUACUGUAGCAAUGCCAAACGCUAGCCGAUCAUCAAAAUGUUCUUCAACAUGUCUCUAUCA